AUGUACCAACCCCAAUACGGCUACAACCCCAAUCCCGCCGCUGGUGCGGGAGCUGGUAAUUCAGCCUUCAACGGCGCCCCACCUCCACAGAACCCUCAGAACUCUCAGGUCCCCCAGGUCCCUCAAGUUCCUCAGCAGGCGUCUCACUUGCAGCCGAGUCCCAGCCGUGGGCCGUCCCCGAGCCAGCAGCAGCAACGGCAGCAGCAGCAACGGCAGCAGCAGCAACAGCAUCAUCAGCAGAUGAUCAACAGCAACAGCCAACCAGCAACAGCAACAGCAACAGAGCAGUUCCACAUGGGCUCCCAAGCCGGCGGCAGUCACUUCCCAGCUGCUGCUGCUCCAAGCCCAGGAAUGAUGGGAACAGGUGCUGGUCCUGCAGGAAUGAUGCAGAAUGCCGCCAUGCCGCACACCACGGCUGCCACCAAUGGUCAGAUGUCAUUCCAGGCGCCUUACACAAGCGCGCCCUAUGUGGCAGCCGUGCCAUCACCCGCGGCACCUCAGCCGCAACUGCCAGCUAACUAUAUGAUGUCUGCUUCUAUGCCCCAUUAUCCAAUGAAUGCUGCCAUGUCCCAGCAGCAGCCAAUGAUGCAGCGUAUACACCCUUCCCAGCAGAAUGCUGCCAACAUGUCCGCAUCAACACCUCAGCGCUCCUUCAACCCUGCCUCUCAGGGCACCCCAAACAAUGCGAUGCCGUCCCAGCAACCAGGUACUUAUUCUACUGCCCAGGGUCAAGGAGGCUCUGCGAAUCAGACACCAACCACCACCCAGCCUCAAAGUGGCUCGGCCGUAGUCACACCCCAAACACCUACGUUCCCUUCCACUGGAGGACAAGGUCAGGCUAACGGGACGCCGAUGCACUCGGCCCCCCAAAGUCCAACUACAAGGUCGCGAGAACAGGAAAGGUUCGCCGUACUAUUGGAAAUCAACCAUGAGCUCCUGUACGAACUAGCGUGUCUCCACAUUAGUCGGCAAGAGAUAAAGAGAGAAAAGGAGGCGGCUGGUGAGUCGGGUGAACAACAGCAAAAUGGUGGUAUGAGCCUUCACGAAGAAGAGAAAUUGACGGAGCAGGAUUAUCAACAAUGCAUGGUCAGAGUCAGAACCAACAUGGGUUUCAUGGCCCCGCUAUCGCAGCCGGGCAAACAACCCAAUAUGCACCCGUAUCCAGCAUAUCUGACACCCCCACCCCUACACCUGAACCUCAGGGUAAGAGUAGCACAGAACACGUCCGCUGAGGACAGCGCGAGCGACGCGCCACCUGACCCUAACACUGAUCGCGCGGAAAGGCAUAAGAUCAUGACGGAUCUUUACAAGAAGCUCCAGUCACUUUACCCAGCCCUUGAUUAUAAAAAUGAGCCUAUCUGGAGGUCGGCCCCGAACGCUUCAGCAGGAUCAUCGGGUCUUCCUGGAUCUGGACCAAUGCCAGGAGGUACUCCUGAUCAGAUGUCACAGCAAGCAGGACAGCAGCAGCAAAGCCAGCAAAGCCAGCAACAGCAAGGGCAGCAGCAAAAUCCACAGCAGCAACAUGGUCAACAGCAACAACAGCCCGGGCAGCAACUAAGUCAUCAACAGAUGAUGAUGCUGAAGCAGCAACAAUACCGCGAACAAAUGCAUCAAAAGCAGCUACAAAUUCAGCAGCAAAUCCAGCAGCAGCAGAAUGGCCAGCUCGGUGGUGGUGGUGUAAGGUCAAACCACGGAAGUCCGGCUCCAAGCGGACAGAUGCUACAACAGGGCAUGAAGACGCCGCAGAUGACGCCGCAGAUGUCCAACGCAGUCCCUCCUGGCAUGGUGACACAGCAUCAGCAGCAACAGCAGCAGCCUCAAAGUCAGCAGCAGCCUCAACAGCAGCAAAACCAACGAUAUGCGCAGUCGCAGUCCAAUGCAUCGGGACCUCCAUGA
This is a messenger RNA of Sordaria macrospora k-hell, 1896 nucleotides long. The record is from RefSeq and is a predicted model, not a curated record. Lineage: Eukaryota; Fungi; Ascomycota; Sordariomycetes; Sordariales; Sordariaceae.